Lolium perenne is the source of this 783-nucleotide messenger RNA. The record is from RefSeq and is a predicted model, not a curated record. NCBI's taxonomy places the organism in Eukaryota, Viridiplantae, Streptophyta, Magnoliopsida, Poales, Poaceae.
AUGAACCGCACCGUAGUUCCAUUCCUUGGCUCAUCGUCGCCGUCUGUCGACGAGAAGAUAGAGCAACCGCCUAGCGAUAGCACGGUCGAGGAUGUCGCAAAAAUGAGCAUCGAUGACCUCCCAGAUGGAGUGAUUGCAUCUAUCCUUGAAUCUGUAGCAGCAUCAGCUCGUGUCCCCGCCGACUUUCUAUCUGCAACCAUGACGUCCAAGAGGUUCACAGAGAUUGGUAGGAGCGGUUCUGUCUCAAAAAAAGUUAGCGCUCGUUGCUUCGCCGUCAGUGCGAAAAAAUGGUCGGUUGGUGCAAAAACAUUCUUGCAAACAUGCGCUGAAGCAGGCAACCUUAAUGCAGCAUACACCCUAGGCAUGACCAUGUUCUACUGUAUCAAUCUACGGGCGGAUGGCAUUGCAAAGAUAUCAUUAGCUGCAGCGGGAGGGCACAAAGAUGCGAUCUACGCGAUGGCAGUCAUCAUGUUCAAUGGAAGCGGUGGAGGCGAGGAAAGCAGAGACAUCUAUGGCGCCACCCAUCUGUGUGCACAAGCGGCAUCCCUAGGACAUGUGAUCGCCCUAAGAGAGUUGGGGUUCUGCAUGCAUGAUGGAUACGGGAAGGUAUUUGAUCAUGUUGAUGAUUCUGGUGAUGCUGUGUUUUCUGGUUUGGGGAAUUUAUCUUCUAAUAUGACAGAUGAUGCCGAUGAAUCAGAGUUAGGAGCAUACAUAUCUGACAAGACUAUAAGAGAAUCUCUGGAUUUGCUUGAACCAGGAUUUUGCUGCAUAUUCUGCCGAUAG